Messenger RNA from Orycteropus afer afer, 903 nucleotides. It is a transcript of the gene CCDC24, whose product is annotated as coiled-coil domain containing 24. The record is from RefSeq and is a predicted model, not a curated record. The transcript is spliced from 8 exons. Bases 1 to 903 code for a protein of 300 amino acids. NCBI's taxonomy places the organism in Eukaryota, Metazoa, Chordata, Mammalia, Tubulidentata, Orycteropodidae.
AUGCUCCAGGAUUUCCUGUCACUGUGGCAGCUGGUGGAGGAGUAUGUUCCGCUCCCGGAGCGGCCUGAAGUAAAGAGGAUCCUGGGGGAAGAGGCGGUGGAUCUAAGCCUGGAACUGCGGGCGGAGGUAACAAUGCUGCGGGAACUGCUCCAAGAGGCUAGAUCCUCCCAAGCCUCUGGCUCCUGCCCUACCUCCUACCCUUGCUCCCUGCUGGCACCACCGCCCCUUCUAAAGGACCUCAUGCGCCAGGAACUCAGGCAGCUACUCCAAGGUCUCCGCCACAAGGCCAUCUGCGAGGGCAGGGACCAGGUCCAGGCUUGGGCCCAGUAUAGCCCCAGGGUCGUGCACUUUGCCUUGGAGGAGCCCAGAAGUGAUUUACCAGAGCAGGAGAUACUUGGAAUGAGAGCUGGUGAACCCAGCAGCAGUUACAGGAACCUCAGUGUCAUCAGGGACCAACUGAAUGUAUCUGACAUCGACCAGGUUGCUGGGCACCUGCGGGGCCUCCUGAAGGACGAGUGUCGCACCUUGGAGAGGGAGAUCCCCAUCCUGCAGGGCUGCCUAGAAGAGGAGUACAUGCAGGCUUCCCAGCCCCCUGAGGUAGCCUUGGAGCCUACCCUGGCAGAGCUACAGGAACAGAAGAAGGUCAUGGAACGGGACCUGCAGGCCCCUCUAGGGUCCUCUUCUGUCUCCCCCAGCCACAGUGGAGCUGCUGGAGUUUUGGCUGGGUCUGUCCAGUGCCACCUGCCUACACCUCCUUCAGAGUGCUCCCCCCACCCUCGAGGCCUGGCCGCCACCUGCCGUUGGGGACGGCAGCUCCAAUAUAGCCCCAGGGAAAGGCCAGCUCCCAAUGCAAUGUCCAGUACACUGCCCCAGGCCCCACUUAAAUGGCUAGUCACAAAGUAG